GCAGGGGUGCAUUGGUGCAAUUGAUGGGACCAUGAUCGACGCUGUUGUACCUGCAGAGGUGCGUGAGGCAUAUCGCAACCGGCAUGGCAAAGUUGCCCAAAACGUAUUGUGUGUAUGUGACUUGGACAUGAAGUUCACAUUCCUGUACACUGGUUGGGAGGGAAGCUCGCAUGAUGCACGUGUAUUCAUCGAUGCAUUGUCUCAGGGCCGCAACGCAUUUCCAAUGCCUCUCGAUGGUCAUUAUUAUCUAGUCGAUUCGGCGUACCCAUGUACUCGAGGAUUUAUGCCCCCUUACCCUAGAGAGAGAUAUCAUAGAAGUGACCGUCAGGGUCAGCGGGGAUUUAGGGGGUAUAAAGAUUAUUUUAAUCAUCGUCAUUCAUGCAUUCGUAACGUAAUAGAACAUACAUUUGGGGUCUUGAAAUCAUGAUUUAGAAUUUUAAGACUCAUGCCUGGUUAUAAAGUUGGGAGGCAAGGGGAUCUGAUCAUUGCAUGUUGUACGUUACACAAUUUUAUUAGAAUGACGAGCCCGAAUGACUGGUUGUUCGAGGAGUGGAGAGAUAUGGAGCUCAGUCCAAGCGGUCGUGCAUAUAGCGACGCCGCAAUUUCAGGAAAUCAUCCUGACAUGAUCGUCGAAUCAGCCCGAGCUAUGGCUGCAAUUAGGGAUGACAUUGCCAAACGUAUGUGGGAAGCUAGGAGUGGUCAUUGACUUAUAUUGAUAAAUAUUGACAUUAUUAUCAAUAUAAGGGUGUAGUUAGAGAUUCAAAUGUAUUACAAAUUUGAUUUUGGUCUGGCAAUAUAUUACUAAUCUAUAUAGAUAGGGAAGUUUGUAGCAAAUUUAUUUAGAAAUAUGGUUGCUAAUAUUAUAAGCUAUAUACGUAAAUUUAGUUU
This is a messenger RNA of Juglans microcarpa x Juglans regia, 888 nucleotides long. RefSeq lists its product as uncharacterized. NCBI's taxonomy places the organism in Eukaryota, Viridiplantae, Streptophyta, Magnoliopsida, Fagales, Juglandaceae. The coding region runs from base 32 to 427 and encodes 131 amino acids. The transcript has 2 exons. The record is from RefSeq and is a predicted model, not a curated record.